Diachasma alloeum is the source of this 5454-nucleotide messenger RNA. RefSeq lists its product as uncharacterized. The coding region runs from base 66 to 2738 and encodes 890 amino acids. The record is from RefSeq and is a predicted model, not a curated record. Gene Ontology annotation, biological process: translation; DNA repair. Lineage: Eukaryota; Metazoa; Arthropoda; Insecta; Hymenoptera; Braconidae. Gene Ontology annotation, molecular function: mRNA binding; DNA binding; structural constituent of ribosome. The transcript is spliced from 4 exons.
AGUGGAGGGUACUGGAUAUCACGUGCGUGUCGAGUUGCUGGAACCGAGAGAUAAGGGCAGGAAGGAUGACUCGUCGUCGUAAGGACACGACCAUCACCAUAUCAGACUCAGAUGAAGAAUCACUCCCAGUUCCAAAAGCACGAGCAAAAGCCAAGACAAAGCCAAAGAUAAUCAAGAUCUCCGAUUCAGAAGAGGAGCUAAAGCCCCUAAAAACCAGGAUCAGAAAAAAAACUGUUAAAAAAUCAGUGUCCGAUGAAAUCGAAGUUUCGAGCUCGAACGUAAAAAAACCUAGAAAAAGGAAGAGUGAGGAGCCAGCAGAGAUGGGUGGCUUAUUCAGUAAGAAACGAAAGACCAGAGAGUCGAAAGUAGCUCAAAGGGACCCAGUUUACGGUGCACUAUCAACCGCCCCAACAAGAGCCAUCUCCCCAACCCCAAGAGUCAUCAGCCACCCCCAAGAUUCCACCAUCACCCCUAGAGUCGACAUCGCCUCCCCGAAGCACGACACAUACUGCGACUGGUCUGACGUCGACUACAUCCAGGAGCACCAUGGAAUCACCAGAGCAGUAGCUGCGACCAUCGUCCAACUAUUCACAGCUGACAAUACAGUGCCCUUCAUAGCGAGAUACCGAAGAGCAGCCACAGGUGGUCUAGACGCCGAUCAGCUGAGGCUGAUAAAGGAGAGCUUCGACAGAGUCAAGCAGAUACAGCACAAGGCAAAUACUGUGAUAAAGGCGAUCGAGAGGGUGAACAAGUGGACUCCACAGCUCCACAACACAGUGAAAUCGUUGAAGUCCCUCAAUGCAUUGGAGCAAAUUCACAGCCUCUACAAGACCACCAAGAAAUCGUUAGCUGAACGUGCGAGGGACCUCGGUCUCGGCCCCACUGCUGAGUCUAUCCUGCAGGGAAAACCCCUUCCCCAUCUGCGGACAUUCGUAAAUCCUUCUAAAGACGGACUUCAGAAUGAGGAACAGGUAAAGGAAGGUGUUGUCUGCAUUAUGGCUGAUACAAUAAGCAAGGACAAGAGUGUGUUCGACAAGAUCAAUGAUCUGCGCGAGAAGAUAUCGAUCCAGAUACAGACGAAGAAGACAAAGACACCAGACGGAACUAGUGCCAAAAAUGAUGAUAAGGACAAGUAUGACAUGUAUUACGACUGGAGUUCGUCGGAGAAGAAUAUAAAACCUCACCAGAUCCUGGCGCUCAACAGGGCAGAGGCCCAGAAGAUCAUCACGGUUAAGCUGAUUGUACCAGACUUUUUUGAGACGUCUAUCAAGAGGUAUGUGAUGGAGUUGUAUGGGGUGGCGGCUAGAGCUUCGGGCUUUCACAAUCAGCUGAUCAAUGAGGCCUUCAACCAUGCCUACAAGAAGUCGAUGAAGCCUUCGAUGGUGAGGAGAGCGAGGACUGAGAUGAAUGAGAAGGCUGAGGAGGCUUCCAUGGAGGUUUUCGCGACGAACGUUAAACAACUGCUGCUGGCGUCUCCGGUCAGGGGUAAAGUGGUUCUCGGUAUCGAUCCGGGGUUCGCUCAUGGAUGCAAACUGGCUGUUAUCUCUCAGCAGGGCGAUGUUUUAGAGACAGCGACUAUUCAUCCACACAGGCAAGAUGGGAGAGGACGUCAAGAAGCUGUGGAUAAGCUGCAUUCACUUGUUCGUAAGCAUCAGUGUAAUGUUGUUGCACUGGGUAAUGCAACAGCUUGUCGCGAGACCGAGGUAUUUCUCUCGGAUAUCAUUAAGUCUGGAAUAUUUGCACCGCUUGAUGUAACUUACACAAUUGUGGACGAGGCUGGGGCUUCGGUGUACAGUUGUGGAGCGGAGGCUAAAGCGGAAUUUCCAAAAUUGGAUUACAAUGUCAUCUCGGCGAUAUCAAUAGCGAGACGGUUGCAGGAUCCACUUGCUGAGCUUGUGAAGAUUGAGCCGAAGCAUCUUGGAGUGGGAAUGUACCAGCAUGAUUUACCGGAGAAGCAGCUGAUGAAUAAAUUGAAUGAGGUUGUUAUGGAAGCUGCGAGUUUCGUCGGAGUUGAUGUUAAUACAGCUUCCCAGUGUUUACUGAGACGAGUGGCUGGCUUGUCGGAGACAAAAGCAGCGAAUAUAAUUGAAUGGAGGAGGGAGAAUGGACCCUUUGUCAAUCGUAAUCAGUUGAUGAAAGUCAAAGGUAUUGGGGCCAAAACUUUUGAACAGUGCGCCGGAUUUAUCAGAAUUCAGCCAGAAACUGCGGUGUUAAAAUCGCCAGGUCGUGCUAAGAAGACUGGAUUGAAUUACUUGGAUCAGACGUGGAUCCAUCCUGAAUCCUACUCUGUUGCGCUUUCUCUGAUAGAUGAUUCUGGACUCGAUUGCAAGGAUAUUGGCACCAGACCAUUUAUCUCGGCCAUCAAGGUUUAUGCCACUCGAGGAUAUGGGGCUCUGACAAAAGUACUGAAAACUGAUGAAACGACGUUGCAGAUUAUUAUCAAGGGACUCACCAUGGCCAAGGAUGAGGACAUCAGAACUCAGAAUAAUGUGCCAUUGUUCAGGAAGAGUCUGCGGAGCAUUGACGAUCUCGUUAUUGGAUCAUUACUGAGUGGGGAAAUCAGGAAUGUCACGCAUUUCGGGGCUUUUGUCGAUAUUGGAGUGGGUAAAGAUGGCCUUAUACAUGUGAGUCAAUCAAAGGGGGAAACGUUGAAGAUUGGCCAACGAGUUGAUGUUAAAGUACAGAAUAUUGAGAAGGAGCGCGGUCGUAUUGGAUUGAUUUUAAUCACUAGUUAUUAAUGAUUAAAACAUUGGUUUACUUUUGUUAUUGUGAUUGGAGUCCAAUUGUUUUUCUCAUAUGAUUAUUCAUGUAUUCAAACAUUGUGUAGAAUUUAAAAAUCAAAAUCCUUGGAUCACACUAAAAAUUGAUUAAAUGAUGAAUGAUUGUCGACUCGAUUGCAAGGAUAUUGGGACCAGAGCGUUUAGUUUCACCAUCAAAGUUUAUGCCACUUGAGGAUAUGGGGUUCUGAUGAAAGAUUUGAAAAGGAUGAGACGACGUAGCAGAUUAUUAUCAGGGGACUAACCAUGGCCACGAAUGAGAACAUUACUUAUGAGAAUUUAGAAAUGUCACGAAUUUCGGGGCUUUCCUCGAUAUUGGAGUGGGUAAAGAUGGCCUUAUACAUGUGAGUCAAUCAAAGGGGGAAACGUUGAAGAUUGGCCAACGAGUUGAUGUUAAAGUACAGAAUAUUGUGAAGGAGCGCGGUCGCAUUGGAUUGAUUUUAAUCAUUAGUUAUUAAUGAUUAAAAACAUUGGUUUACUUUUUUUUAUUAUGAUUGGAGUCCAAUUGUUUUCCUGAUGUGAUUAUUCAGUUAUUCAAACAUUGUGUGGAAUUUAAAAAUCAAAAUCCUUGGAUCACACUAAAAAAUUGAUUAAAUGAUAAAUAAUUGUGGACUCGAUUGCAAGGAUAUUGGGACCAGAGCGUUUAGUUUCGCCAUCAAAGUUUAUGCCACUUGAGGAUAUGGGGUUCUGAUGAGAGAAUUGAAAAGGAUGGGACGACGUAGCAGAUUAUUAUCAGGGGACUAACCAUGGUCAGGGAUGAGGAUAUCAGAACUCAAAAUAAUGUGCCAUUGGUUAGGAAAAGUUUGACAAGCAUUGAUUCUGGUUAUUGGAUUAUUAUUGAGUGGGAAAGUCAGGACUGGGUACAGAGGCCUUACACAUGUGAGUCAAUUGAAGGGAGAAACUUUGAAGAUUGGCCAACGAGUUGAUGUUAAAGUACAGAAUAUUGUGAAGGAGCGCGGUCGCAUUGGAUUGAUUUUAAUCACUAGUUAUUAAUGAUUUUUUAAAAUUCUGAUUGGAGUCCAAUUUUUUCCUUAUGUAAUUAUUCAUGUAGUCACAUUGUGUGGAAUUUAAAAAUCAAAAUCCUUGGAUCAUACUAAAAAAUGGAUUACAUGAUAAAUUAUUGUGGGCUCGUUUGUAAGGAUAUUAACCGUUUAAAGGACCAGACCGUUUAUCGCUGCCAUCAAAGUUUAUGCCACUCGAGGAUAUGGGGUUCUGAUGAAAGAAUUGAAAACCGAUGAGACGACGUUACAGAUUAUUAUCAGGAGUAACCAUAGCCAAGAUGAAAACAUCAGAACUCAGAAUAAUGUACCAUUGUUCAGGAAUUCGUCAGGCUAUUGGGUCAUUACUGAGUGGGGAAGUCAGGAAUGUCACGCAUUUCGGGGCUUUGGUCGAUAUUUAAAUGGAUAAAGAGGCUUUAUACAUGUGAGUAAAUCAAAGGGCAAAACUUUGAAGAUUGGACGUCGAAUUGACGUUAAAAUACAGAAUAUUAGGGAGCAGCGAGGUCACAUUGAAUUGAUUUCAAUCAAGAGUUUUUAACGACUCGAGUUGUUAAUAUUUUUUUUUCUCUUCUUUAAAAUACAAUAAAGGGGUAAUUGUAGUCAAUUUUUUUCUCAUGAUAUUAUUUCUGUAUUUAUUUUUGAUUGUAAGGAACAACUAUUCAAUAGCUUGCUAUUGAUCACGAAGUAGAGCACGAGUUGAUUCACUUGAUGUGGACCACCAGGUGCACGUGUAUGCCCUAAGUGCUCUGAAUUGUUAUCGAGUGACCUUUCAACUUCACGUCACGCUGGUUUCAUUCAAAAUCCACUCCAUAAAUCUUUAUUGCAAGGAUAUUUUAUCCUAUCAGAAUAUGGGUGUUUUCGCCAACUAUUGGUAUGGUUUUGGAUCUUCAAGAAUUUAAUUUCGUUGAGGCUUCUUAUAUGGCUUUCUUAUCAUUCAAAAGGUCUCAACAAUAUUUUUCCUAUUUUUUUCAAAUUUCAGUAGGAAACAUUUUCCCAAUUACUGAUUUUAAAAUUUUUUCAUUCCAAAAUUCAUUAUUCAAGGUUCAUAAAUGAUUGAUAAAUAAUUAACUUUGAAAUAAAAAAAUUUAAAAAAAUUGAAAAAAUUUUUUUUGGAUAGAACGAAUCCUAGUUCCAGUCUAAUUUUUUAAUAUGUUUCGUAAAAAUAGUCACUUUGGAUAGAGAAAUAAAAAAAUCUAAAAUCGAGGUGGGGGUUGGUGGUACCACACACAAUUUUCUACUUUUUUGGUAAUUUUGAAGCAUUUCCGACGACGUGAGCUAAUUGGCACCAUGCUCAAUCGAAAGACCGGAAAAUUUCUUUCGGAAAUCCUUACUGAAAGCCUGAAAAAAAGGGACAUGUACUGCAACGCAAAAUUUCGUCAAAAACUCACGAAACUCAAGAAUUAACGUUGUGGGUGUAAUAAAAUUUGCAAAAAAAUGAAAAUUUUUUUUAGGCCUUUUGAAUAAUACGAAAGCCACAUAAGCCUCAACAAAAUUAAAUUUUUGAAGGUACAAAACUAUACCAAUAAUUGUCCAAUCAGUAUUUGUAUCGAGACCUCCGAAAAACCCCCGAAAAACUAUUUUUAAUUACUUUUUUAUUGGUGUAUGCCGCUUGUAUUCCACCACAUCUAUCUGUUGUAAAAUUGUAAAACUGAGAAAUAAAGACGGAAUAUUUUCCACAA